This is a messenger RNA of Cylindrotheca closterium, 4203 nucleotides long. Lineage: Eukaryota; Bacillariophyta; Bacillariophyceae; Bacillariales; Bacillariaceae. The record is from the annotation of a GenBank genome assembly.
AUGCGUUCCUUGCUUGGCUCUAGCAUCUUGUUGCUUCUGUCAGUAUGCUGUCAAGCACAAGAGUUCUGGGGACACACAUUACCACCAAACUGGACUGCAGAAGAGCACUGGCCAACAGGGGAAGUCAACUGUACCUCUGGAACCUACAAACUCCAAGAAGGGCAGAAACAGACAUAUGUAGUUGGAGUUCACGCCCCAGCUGGCAUUCAGACUGCCUGGAGGGAAUUCAACUUGACCUUUGAGGUCUAUCUGAACGAAGUCGUAGGGAAACGAUGGGAUCCGCCGAUUGAAUUCAAAAUGGCCGUCACCGACGAUCCACUUACCGACUGGAUUGAUAAACGAGAGGAAGUGGAUUUCAUGUAUUCUGACACGGGGAUCUACUCGUGCGUUGCGACAGAGGUUGGGGCAAAGCCACUAGGAACAACGGUAGCUCGAUUGUCGGCCAGAGGGAAGGAACAUGAGUUAGAUGAAUUUGCAGGAACUAUGACGGUACUGGCAAGUAAUCAUGAGAUUGAGACGAUUGCUGAUCUCAAAGGCAAGAUCAUCGGAGCUCAAGCCUUUUCGGAUUUUGCUGGUGCCCAAGCCCAGUUCUACUCUAUGGUUCGAAACAAUGUCGAUUUCAAAACGGAUCCGAAACAGGUCAUCUUUACUGAAAACAAUGAGGAUACGAUCCUCGGCGUGCUAGAUGGUCGUUGGGAUGUUGGAUUUGUUCGGACCGGACAAGUGGAACGGACCAUUGAUCCCAGCACGGGUAAAAUAAUUGAUCCUGCACUGCUGAAGGUGAUCUCGCCGCAUAUCCAUGUCAUGGACAACGGUGACCUGUUUCCAUUCCUCCACUCGACACCUGCAUUUCCCGAGUGGCCGUUCUCUGCAAAGAAAACCGUCAAUGCAGACGUGUCGGAGGAAGUGAUGUUGGCCAUACUCAGUUUCCGGAAACACUACCAAGUUGGAAAGAGUAUUGAUACUUGCCGAAAGGCUGCCGGUAACGACCGCGAGAGAGACUUAUGUGAAACCCAGCCUCCGGUAUAUUUUGAUCCUAGGGCGAGAUGUGACACUACUCGAGACUUGGCGGAGCUCGCACUGAAGGCAGGCACAGCCGGAUUUCAUGCUGGAUUUCGUUCAGCCAAGUCGCAUUUUUCUGUUCGGACGAUGCAGCAAGACGCUGGCUUCAUUGUUGGAGAUGACAAUGGCGAUUGGCGUUGCGAACGAGCUGAUACACUUUACGAUGGCAUUUUCUGUCCUGGAGGACACUACAAGGUGCCAGAGAGCGAUUUUGACAAACAAUGUGACCUGAUUGGGUCGCCGUGUCCGGAAGGCUAUAACUGUUACUGCGGACCCUGCAUCAAGGCCUUUGAAGUGAGUUUGUAUCAAUUGACUGAUCAUAACACAAACAGUACCAAUCGUGACUCUGGAUGCGCAAAAAUGUCACUUUGUGGGGCAGGUGCCGAACAAGGAGAUGAGCUCGUCUUUCGAGCCUACGACAACAGGCAACGAGCCAAUGCUACAGUACUAGCAUUACUUCAUAUUGGCGAAGACCUCAUCGAGUUGAACGGACUGUUGGUAGAACCAUUCUUGUACGAGUUCCGUUUUUCAUACAACCAAGUUGGGAUAGUGAUCUUGGAAGUAUUUUUCGACGAAGUUCAAAUACCAGAGUCGCCAGUCCGAGUCCAAAUCGUAUCUCGCAACUGCGAAGCCGAUUUCCCAGGGAAAGGAAUGGCACCGAAUGCAAUUGGCGAUUGUCAAUGUUCUGACGAUACCUAUGACCUUGGAAGUCGUUGCUUGCCCAACGGCACUAUGGCUAUUAUUAUAUCAUCAGUUAGUCUUGUCGUUGCAUUCGUUUUGGGGUCUCUUCUGCUAAAUCAUAGGCGAAAGAAGAAUGAUGAAGUGUGGCAUGUCAAUGACGAAGACCUGGAGUUUGGCAAUCCCGUGGAAGUGAUCGGUCAGGGCGCCUUCGGAGUGGUCCUGCUGGCGCAUUACCGAGGAACCAAGGUAGCAAUCAAAAGAGUCAUUCCGAGCAGUGAUCGAAGAAACAGGAUGUCAGGAUCCGUUGUUAGUUUUGGAUCCGGUUCCGGGAAACGAUAUGGGGCUUCAGGUGGAAAUUUGGGAGAUCUUGAAAGUGGAAAUCGUUCUGGGUCUAUAGAUGUGACCGCAGUAGUUGAUGAUGACUCGGCAUCUUCUGCUUCGGAUGGCCUCCGAGUCCUGGACGACUUGACUCGAGCAGAGCAGAAAUCGGCCUUGCAACGAUUCCUCCCAUUCAGGGACAGGAGUAGCACCAACGCUUCGUCUCGGCAUACUUUAAGAAUCCUCGGCAUGUUUUCACAAGCAGAAGGUUCAGUCUCCGCAAAACGAUCGAUGUUCGAACUCUUUUGUCCAGCAUGUGACGAGGCACGUCACCGUCGGUCUGAAUUCGUUACGGAGAUGAGAAUGUUGUCUAGGCUUCGGCAUCCUUGUAUCACAACAGUCAUGGGUGCAGUUAUGACUGGGAGAGAACCAACCAUGGUAAUGGAAUAUAUGGAGAAUGGUUCGUUGUACGACCUUUUGCGAAACGAAACAGUGUACACGGGAGGUGAUAUCAUCAUUCAGAUUGUGCGAGAUGUCGCCCAAGGUUUGCGCUUUCUCCAUGCAUCGAAGCCUCCCAUUCUUCACCGUGACCUGAAAGCAAAAAAUAUCCUCAUCGAUUCCAGGUUCCGAGCCAAGGUCGCCGAUUUCGGUCUUGCAGCCAAGACGAAGAACCAGAGAGGAUUAUCGGGGACACCUUUUUGGAUGGCGCCCGAAUACUUACUGCAAAAGGUUGCCUACAAUCCUGCUUGUGACAUCUAUUCAUUCGGUAUGAUUUUGUAUGAGAUCUACAGCCGCAAGUCUCCAUACGAUGGCGAGAAUCCGCGCAAGAUUUUGCGAAAAGUGUGUGAUCCAAGAGUCAAUCAUCGCCCAGCGAUACCAGCAACCUGUCCAGACAAGAUGCGAGAGAUCAUGAAGAAGUGCUGGAACGGAAAGUCUGCGAUUCGGCCAGCAGCCGAAGACCUGGAUAUGCUUUUUGCAGAUAUGUCUAGCAACGAUGUGGAACCUCUGAUCGAAGAGGGCAAUACGCGUAUAAGAACAGAGGUUGCGUCUGGCGACAUGUUGUACAAGGUAUUUCCAAGGAAGGUGGCCGACCAGAUCAAGGUUGGCAAAAAGGUGGAGCCUGAGAGCCAUGAGAUGGUCACGGUAUUCUUCAGCGACAUUGUUGGGUUCACAGACAUUUCCAGGCAGUUGUCGCCUGUGAAAGUAUGCAGCAUGUUGGAUCGAUUGUACAUUGCAUUUGAUGCUCUAGCCAACAAGCAUGAGGUCUUCAAGGUUGAAACAAUUGGUGAUGCAUGGGUCGGGGUUACAAACUUGGAAGGGAAUCAAGAUGAUUCCCAUGUGAGGCGAAUUGCAGACUUUGCAGUUGAUGCCGUAAUAGCGGCUGGUGAAGUCUGGAUCGACGAGGAUGAGCCAGGUCUUGGUUGUGUGCACAUCCGUGUAGGCUUUCAUUCUGGUAAUGUAGUCAGUAAUGUGAUCGGAUCACUGAAUCCAAGGUAUGGACUCUUUGGAGACACAAUGAAUACCGCAUCAAGAAUGGAAAGUAAUUCGGCAAGUGACCGAAUCCAUUGUUCGAACGUCUCAGCGAAACUUCUCAGGGAACAAGCACCCGAAUUUCCAAUCAGGAGAAGAGGCAAAAUUGCAGUGAAGGGUAAAGGUAGCAUGACUACCUACUGGAUUGGAGGUCAAACUCUUGACGAAUCCAAACGCUCGGACGGCUUUGACAGGUCCCAACGCUCAUCGGAGCCCGCUGUCACUUUCAAGAAGGAAGGAGCCGAAGCGAGAAGCUCCCUAGUGGGGCAAGUAUCGUCGCCGACCCCAUCCAAGAGUGGUAAGAGACGAAUAAAAAAGGGCAGACGUCCAUCAUCCUCGUCGAUUAGCAUGGACGGCACGGUAAGGCGGAAGAUAAGGAGCCUUAUUCCUGGAACUCCGACGAGCAGAGAGAGAAAGCGUAAAGAAAGUUUCACUGAGAAGAAAAAUCUCCAAUUCUCUUCAGGAGGUUUCUCUUCAAUUGCUUCCUCCAUAGAUGAGGCAGACGAGGAGCUUUACCAACAAACGUAUGAGGAGCUGAAACAGCCAGAGAAAUCUUCGGAAAUGUUCCCAGCACCAACGGACGACUUUGAGCCGCUUAAAAAUAAUUCAUAG